AACAAAAGCCUUUUUUUGCACGCAAAAAAGAAAAAAAAUAUAUAAAAGACAGACAAAGCAAGUGUAAAAGGACAAUUCAAUUGAUCAACUCUCUUUAGAUUGGCUCUUCAGUUGGUAAACUGAAAAAGGAGGAUUGACAAAGGGGAGAACUAAGUUAUAGAUUGUAUGAAAAAGAAUUAUGUUACUGGGGUUUUAGAUUGAGGGUUUUAAGUGGAAAUCAUAUAUUUGAUGAAAUUUAAGUAGUUAGUGUACAUAAUGAGUGGGAUCCAAACUGAUUCUAAUGCUUGUAAUGAUGGGGAUGCCCUUAGUGGAACUACUGCAAGACAAGGUUGUAGUAAGAAUUCUGAUUAUGUUGAUCAUGAUAUUGCUCAACUCACAAACCUUAGAUCAGGACCCCAUGAACUUUUGUCCCGGGGUGUGCCGGGCGGGAAGAAACUACCUGUUUCAACAUUGAAAAUGUUGGUUGGUCGAGAGGGUAAUUAUACGGGAAGAGGUCGAUUCUCAUUGGCUGAUUGUUGUCAUGUUUUAAGCCGGUAUUUGCCUGUCAAUGGUCCUUGGUGGGUGGAUCGGAUGCAAAGUCGAGCAUAUGUGUCUCAGUUUUCAGCUGAUGGAUCUCUUUUCGUUGCUGGAUUCCAGCAAAACCACAUUAGGAUAUAUAAUGUGGACAAGGGAUGGAAAAUUCAGAAGGACAUCCUUGCAAAAAGCUUGAGAUGGACGAUUACUGAUACCUCUCUUUCACCAGAUCAACGUUUUCUUGUGUAUUCUAGUUUAUCCUCUAUUGUACACAUUGUGAAUGUUGGAUCUGCUGCAACAGAGUCAGUUGCAAACAUCACAGAGAUUCAUGAUGGUUUGGAUUUUUCUCAUGAUGAUUAUGAUGACGAUGAUGAGGAUGAGGAUGAAUUAGGAAUUUUCUCUGUGAAAUUUUCUACUGAUGGAAGAGAGCUUGUAGCUGCAAGUAGUGAUAAGUCUAUAUAUGUUUAUGAUCUUGAGGCAAAAAGACCUAGCCUCCGAAUCCCAGCUCAUAAGUCUGAUGUCAACACUGUGUGCUUUGCGGAUGAAACUGGGCAUCUCAUAUUUUCUGGCAGCGAUGAUCAUCUAUGUAAGGUGUGGGACAGGCGUUGCUUUGUCACUAAAGGAAAAGCAGCUGGGGUCUUGAUGGGGCAUCUAGAGGGGAUUACAUUCAUUGAUAGCCAUGGAGAUGGCCGAUAUUUCAUUUCAAAUGGAAAAGAUCAGACCACAAAACUCUGGGAUAUUCGAAAGAUGUCCUCCAAUGCCACAUGCACUCCAAGGUUAAGAUUUUCUGACUGGGACUACAGAUGGAUGGAUUACCCAACUCGUGCAAGAGCCCUGAAACAUCUCCAUGAUCAGUCAUUGGCAACAUACAAAGGCCAUUCGGUGUUGCGUACUUUGAUUCGUUGUUACUUCUCUCCAGCAUAUAGCACUGGCCAGAAGUACAUUUACACUGGCUCUAGUGAUGGUUCUCUUUAUAUAUAUGAUCUGGUGACCAGAGCUCUGGUAGCGCGUCGUCACCAUCAUAAAGCUCCAGUGAGAGAUUGUAGUUGGCAUCCAUUCUAUCCAAUGAUCAUCACCUCCUCCUGGGAUGGUGUCAUUGCUAGAUGGGAAUUUCCUGGGAGCAACGAAGAACCCUCACGAUGGGAGCCAAUCAGGGAAGACCAUGCUUUUGAAGAUUGAUUGCAAUUGUUUCUACCAAAUACAGGUUAUAUUUAACGCUCUUUCCUGCCUUCUGGGUAACUCAGUUUGUAUAGGUAAAAUUCGUAAAGAUUUCUCUUGUUUAAUUCAGGACAUGGUAAAUUUGUGUAAAACCUUCUUGUUUGACCACACAAAUGUCUCUAGUUUCAGCUUCUUGCUUCCUCUA
Molecule: messenger RNA, 1876 nt
Organism: Durio zibethinus
Lineage: Eukaryota; Viridiplantae; Streptophyta; Magnoliopsida; Malvales; Malvaceae
Product: LEC14B homolog
Biological process (GO): proteasome-mediated ubiquitin-dependent protein catabolic process
Cellular component (GO): Cul4-RING E3 ubiquitin ligase complex
Molecular function (GO): protein binding
Source: RefSeq, a predicted model, not a curated record